Molecule: messenger RNA, 4748 nt
Organism: Blepharisma stoltei
Lineage: Eukaryota; Ciliophora; Heterotrichea; Heterotrichida; Blepharismidae
Source: the annotation of a GenBank genome assembly
AUGGCUUUAGGAGUCCUAGAUAGAGAAAGAAAAAAUUGUUCGUUCAAUGCAGAAGAAUUCAAACCUCUUCUUUUUCAUCAUCUUUAUCCUGGAAUUGCAGAGUCCCGUAGAGAUUAUUUAAAAAAAAUAUUAUGACUGAUUCUAGAAAUUGUAUGAUUUAAUGCUGGCAGCGAUUAGUUUAUUUUAGGUAAAAUUGAUAAUUAUUUUUUAGAAUAAAUAAUAUAUUGCAUGAAUAGGGAUAUAUUUGCUUAUAUUAAACUGAUUACUUUGAAUUAAUUCAGAAUUUAUUUUUAUGAAAAACAGCGCAAAAAUAUGGCAAGCAGCUUUAAAUUCAUUUGUUCACAACUUAGAGCAAGAGCCAGAUCUAUAUCCCUCUCUUACUCGAUACACAGAAGAAAAGCCAGCAAGAUUCAACAAUAUGUACAAAUACGGUCGAAAAACCCAAGAUCUUUUUAACAGAACUGAACUGAAUGAUGCAGAGAAACAUUAUAUACUAACCCCGGUUCUUGAACAAAACUAUUUAAAAUUCAUAAUAUUUGAGGUAAUUAAGACCUAUGUGAGAGAGUAGAAAAUGCUAUUGAUAUAAAAAUUUUUAAAGUAUUUGGCACGCAAUUAAUGAUUAUUAUAGUAAAUCGGGAGCCAAUUCUAUUAAUUUUAGACAGCUUUCAUUAUCAAAUAAAUUUUUUCUCUAAUUAAAUCAAAAUUUUAUUUCAUAUUAUUGGAAUUAUUUAGCAAGACGAUUUUUAAUCCCUCACAUAAAGAGAGUAAGCAAAUAUAAUGAGCAAAAUCCUUUCAUGAUGCAUUAUCAUAUGUUUAUUCCUGCAUUAAAACUGCUCGCCAGUCAACAGCAAAAAAACAAAAUAUUACCUUUAGCUGAAAAAUUGCAGUUUAUAGGCUGCUAUGCACAAACAGAGCUUGGGCAUGGCCCUUAUAACAGGGUUAUAGAGACUACUGCAGAAUUUGACCAGCAGUCACAAGAAUUUAUUCUCAAUACACCUACACAGCGCUCUUAUAAGUGGUGGGGAGCAGGAAUGGGCUUAACUGCAACCCAUACUAUUAUAAUAGCAAGGCUAAUUCUCAAUAAAAAGGACUUAGGGAUUCAUUCAUUUUUUGUGCCUAUUCGGUCUAUUGCUACUCAUGAGCCAUUACCAGGCGUUUUUGUAAAGGAUUUAGGCCCAAAAAUAGGAAAUACAGUCAAUGACUUUGGAUUUUUGAAGCUAAAUAAUGUUAGAAUUCCAAGGCAAAAUCUACUGUCCCGGUAUUCAGAAGUAAGUGAGACAGGAGAUUACCAUGGGAUCGAGCCAAAGGACCAUAAAAUGAUUUUUAAAUUUUUAGUAGGGAGAAGAAUAAUUAUAUCUAGAGAAUGCAUUUUGCCCUUGAUUAUGGGGCUCACUAUUGCUAUCAGAUAUUCAUGUGUAAGGAAGCAAUUCAGAACUUAUGCAAAUGAUCCAACACGAGAGAGGCCACUAAUUGAAUAUCAAAUGCAGCAAGUCAAACUAUUCUCGCUAUUAGCUGAAGCAUAUGCAAUGCUUUUUGCAAGCACUCAGCUACUUUCUAUAUAUCAAAGCUCAACUGAUAACGAAUUAUUUGAAAUUAAUGCUUUAUCAAUGAGCUACAAAGCCUAUUUCACUGAAGUUGUAGCAAGCGGUAUUGAAACUUGUAGGCAAGCUUGUGGGGGUCAUGGAUUUUCUAAUUUUUCAGGACUUCCUUUCUUAUAUAGCCCACCUACUCUAAUAGAUUGGGCCUCAAUCCUGGACGGCCAUAAGCCUAAGAAACCCUUCGAUAAAUUGAUGGGACGAUUCCCUAUGACUGGGGAGGGGUUGGGUUGAAAUAUAGGCUGACGCCAAAAAGGGGAUAGGGCAAAUGGCAAAGUCAGGGAGGAAAUAGCCAAUAUGUGAGAGAAGUGUACAAAGGCUCCCUUUAUCGUGGUUCCCAACUGCUUGAGAGAGAGAAAUCUGAAUGAGUCUUACCUCUUGAGUCUCUGAAUUUUGUUGUGUUCGAUCCAUUUUUAUUUAAUCUACCGAGCCAAAUCAAUCUGACAACCAAAUAAAAAAAGUGAAAAUGGAAGUGGAUGAACCUCAAACACACACAAAUAUAACUGUGCAUCAAACAGACUUAAUGGCUCCUUUUAACUUUGAUAAGUUUCUUUACGUUAAGACCUGCACUAUAAAUUCAAAAGAGUAUAACAAUCCUCCUGCUCAAAGCUCAUCUGAAAUUUGGGAGCCAAGCUCAAUGCAAAGUGAAAAUGUUAGCAGUCCUGAAUUUCUUCAUCAAAUACAAAGAAAGAUUGAGUCCCUAAUCGAUUUUGAUUACGCUGACCAUGCAGAUAGAGUCCUGAGCCAUGAAAGAGCCUAUCAAAAUAAUUUGGCUAUGAAUGUCGAUGAAGUUGCUAUUAAAAAAAUCAAAAAGCACAAAGGAAAUUUUAAAAUCAAGCUUAAAAUGAGAAUCAUUGAAUUCUACGAUUCUCAUCCAGAUGCCAAAUAUGUCGAUAUUUGGGAAAAUAUUUGUGGUGUCCCCAUGCACAGUAAAAAGAAUAAUCACAAAGCAUAGAGAAGGAAACCCUAUUGAAGACAGAAGAAGCAAUAGGCCUCUGAGGCUAAGCAACACAGCAUCGCAGGCUUUGACAGAGGCUUGCUUAAAUGGUAAUCCAACCAUUUCAAUACCUGAGAGAGUUUAAAAAGCUGAAUAGACAAUUACUAGAUGAAAAAGUGACUUGCAAUCAAGCGUAUAAAUGCAUGAAGAAGCUUGGCUAUACAUUCAAAAAAUGCUGGGAGCAUAUAAUGAGUGCCAUUAGACUUAUAGAUUUAGGCGAUUAAUUAAUAGGGCGAAUUUUUUUAUAAAAUGGCAAAAUCUAAUCUCAGCCUCCCUCAUUCAAUUAGGUUCAAACACUUUGCAUAUUGCAGCCACCUGAGAGUGAUGUGCAAAAACAGUGCUUGCUCCGCUCCAGCACUUCUAGCAAUUUUCCUCAGUACGAUUUUUCCAAUAAACUAGGGCAUUUUUUUCAAGGUUUUUGAUUUCCCCCAGAACUUGCAGCAGUGUGAUUAAACUGAGCACUUCACAUAUUGUAGGUACUUGCAGCAGUGUGAUUAAACUGAGCACUUCACAUAUUGUAGGUACUUGAGAGUGAUGUGCAAAAACAGCGCUUGUUCCGCUUCAGCACUUCUAGCAAUUUUUCUCAGUACGAUUUUUCCGAAAAAAGGGCAUUUUUACCAAGGUUUUUGACUUUUCCCAGAACUUGCAGCAAUGUGGUUAAACUGAGCACUUCACAUUUUGUAGUCACUUGAGAGUGAUGUGCAAAAACAGCGUUUGUUUUGCUCUAACACUACCAGCAAUUUUUCUCAGCACGAUUUUUCCGAAAAAAGGGCAUUUUUGCCAAGUUUUUGACUUUUCCCAGAACUUGCAGAAGUGUGAUUAAACUGAGCACUUCACAUAUUGUAGAAACUUGAGAGUGAUGUGCAAAAACAGCGUCUGUUUUACUCUAGCCCUUCUAGCAAUUUUUCUCAGCACGAUUUUUCCGAAAAAAAUAGGUAUCAAUAUACAUUUUAAUAAAAAUUGAAAAUAAAAUUUUGUCUUGUGUGCAGGAGCAAUAAUUCCCAGUGACAAAAAUUGCCCAAAGUGCUGAUGGACAAUCGAAAUAAGAAAUAAUCAUUUUUCUCAUUAUAUUUGUGUGUGUUUGAGGUUCAUCCACUUCCAUUUUCACUUUUUAUUUGGUUUGUCAGAUUGAUUUGGCUCGGUAGAUUAAAUAAAAAUGGAUCGAACACAACAAAAUUCAGAGACUCAAGAGGUAAGACUCAUUCAGAUUUCUCUCUCUCAAGCAGUUGGGAACCACGAUAAAGGGAGCCUUUGUACACUUCUCUCACAUAUUGGCUAUUUCCUCCCUGACUUUGCCAUUUGCCCUAUCCCCUUUUUGGCGUCAGCCUAUAUUUCAACCCAACCCCUCCCCAGUCAUAGGGAAUCGUCCCAUCAAUUUAUCGAAGGGUUUCUUAGGCUUAUGGCCGUCCAGGAUUGAGGCCCAAUCUAUUAGAGUAGGUGGGCUAUACACCACAAGCGUGAUUUCAAAAUCGUUUGAAGGAGAAAAUGCAGUUUUACUCGCAAAUUCUGCCAAAAUAUUAGUCCACCUUAUGGAAAGAAAAGAAAAUUCAGAAUUCACACAAAUAGCUAAUGAAAAAAUUGCUAGUAUUUUAAUUGAUGAUAAUAUUGGAACUCCUCAGUUCCAUUCAGCUUGUCUCAAAGCAAUAUUAAACUUAUCAGCAAAAGAAGUCCAGAAAAAGCUGAAAGAGCUUAAGAACAAUAAUGAAAAAGAUAUUGAAAAUAAAAAAUUACAAAUUGCAGCUAUAAAUUUGGUUAAAUAUUUUGGGAAUUACCAUAUGCAUGAAGCAUUUGCUAUGUGAAUUGAAACAUUUCCAACCCAAUUCAGACCUGCACUUGAUGCUUUAAGACAGAUUUUUGCAUUAAGCAGAAUCCUCAAAUCAAUGUGACUGCUAUUGAAAAAUCAAGUAAUCAGCCAAGAAACGAUUGAAAAUAUGAGAAAAAUGAGAGAAACCGCCAUGAGAAGGCUCAGAAAUGACGCAAUUGGACUUAUUGAAGCUUUUGACAUCGAAGAAAGCGUCCUUCUGUCAGUUUUAGGCCGAAAAGAUGGCGAAGUCUACGAAACCCUCUACAAGUUAUCAAAAGACAUGAACCCUAUCAACACCCAGCCAAUCUUCCCAGGAAUCAAGCAGCUUAUCAAGCCCCUCUCCAAGCUUUAA